Molecule: messenger RNA, 5916 nt
Organism: Colletotrichum orchidophilum
Lineage: Eukaryota; Fungi; Ascomycota; Sordariomycetes; Glomerellales; Glomerellaceae
Product: ankyrin
Exons: 8
Coding region: 1-5916 (1971 amino acids)
Molecular function (GO): protein binding
Source: RefSeq, a predicted model, not a curated record
AUGAUUAUCCCGAGUCUCGAUGUUGUUUACCCAGUUCACAUGAACCAUAUGCCGCCAGGAUGGCGGCCACUUGCGAAUCUCAUAUGUGUUCACGAUCUGGGCGGGUCUCCCAAGUCAAGCUGGUACCACGAUGAAUCUGGCAAAACCUGGAUCUCAGACCCGGAAUUUCUCGGCAGCUUCAAAGAUUCAGUUCGAGUAUGGACAUAUGGAUACAACUCGGACCCGGCGGCAAACAUGACGCCUGCGAGCAUCGCACUUCAUGCCGACGACCUCUUGAUGUUGAUGAUAUCCAACUACAGCAAAUACCCUGGUGGCUCUACUGUUUUUAUAGCUCACGGACUUGGAGGGACGAUUGUCAAGAAGGCGAUUGAGCUCUGCUUUAACUAUUCAGAGUAUUUCUCUAUCAAAAGCUCUCCAGUUGGCAUCGUCUUCUUAGAUACUGUUCACCAUUCGACAGACUCCGAGGGAGUUCUGGCUGCCGUGAAAACGACGGUAGCAGCCAGCCUACUCAAACACUCCACAAGGCCGUCUGUUGAUGAUAUCAGACAAUUUGCAGAGGCUGUUAGAGAAGUGAACAAGACUUUUGUCACGCAUGCGCCGCCAGACCUAACCAUUCUCAACUUUGUUGCGACACACCGAAUAGAAAUCACCUCCGAGGAUGGAACAACCUACAAGACUUUGGUGGUACCCAAACAACGGGCCGAUAUGGACCCUACCCAGGGCCAGAAUCUGACGGUAGGCUGCCAUCAUUUCCAACUGACGCAGUUCCCGUCCCCGUCAGACAAGACAUACAGUCUCUUGGCAGAUCACGUUGCCGAGAUGAUGACGAAGAUAUCUUCUUCCAAAACCCAACGGAUGUUCUUCGCGCCGCCACCCCCUGUGGUGCCGACAACAGCUACUCCCCGGCCACCGUCACCACCGCCCGGUCCUCCAGGGCCUCCUGGUCCGCCUGGCCCGCCCGGUCCGCCAGGACCACCCGUGUCACUGCCGCCGCCACCUCGAAAUGGGAUCCCCAUUGGCCCACCGCCGCGAGAUCAAAGCAAUGAGUCCUUCAAUUUAUGGGCAAGGAAGAAAGACGCCGCCGAUACAAAAGAGCAUCGAGACAUGCUGGUCAACAAACUCGGCGGUUGGGAUGAGCAUCACCUCGGACACGACAUACACCCAACGGUAGACACAUGCACCUGGAUUCAAUCACAUUCCUUCUUCAAACGUUGGCUCAAGUCCAAUAAGACGGAAAGCUUCUUCGUGCAGGGAGCCACAGGCUGUGGCAAAACCCACCUGGCCAAGUCCGUCGCCAACCAUCUUUCUUGGGACCGCCCUCGCUCUCCCCCAGAUAACAGCAUCGUGCUAUCUUUCUUCUGUAACGUCAGUACGUUGGGGAACAGUAAGCCGCCGAUCGCCCAGUACUUUGUCCGAUCGCUCCUCGAGCUUCGGCCACGAUGGUCCGAAUCGAUAGCGCCAUACUAUCGAUGGCAGCAGCUAAAAAGCCAUCUCGAUCUGCCGUCGCUGUUUGAUAUCCUCCGCGACUUUAUGAGCAAGAUGCAGUACACCAUGGGCCCACCAAAGACAACGGUCGUUUUCCUGAUUGUGGAUGGUCUGGAUGAUUGUGAUGUUUCCUAUGCCUGGGAGUUCCUCCGCCUCGUAGGAAGCCUACACGACCAUCCAGCGGCUCGGUCCACACCAGUUCCCGGUCCAGCCAUCCCAGGACAGGGCUUCCCCCGCGAGGUCGUGAGGCUCAAAUUCUUCUUCACUUACAGCCCUUGCGAGACGUUGAACAUGGCCUCCUUCGCACCGACUUCUUCUGGGAUUCUGAUGAGCGACGCCGCCAUCCGCAAAGACAUCAGCACGUACGUGGACAGAGAGAUACACACCAUGUCUAAGCUGCGGUCUCUCAAAGGAUUUCCAAGUGGACUUCAAUUGUUGAUCAAGACCAAGUCGGAGUCGUUCUUUGUGUUUGCAAAGUAUUCCAUCGAAGACGCAAUGGCUACGGUCAAAAGUCUCCAGGAAUACGGGUACUGCUUCAAUGAGAGACUGCUUCAGUGCCCUCCCAGAUUAGGGGCGUACUACGACCGCGAUAUAUUUCCACUGUUCCAGAGUAUCGACGAUGGGAAAUAUGCCUUGUCAGCCGUGCAAAUUAUCCUCGGCUCUCUCGAUGUUCUCAGCAGCGGGGAAAUUUGCAACGCGCUUACCUGUCUUCAUGAGGACCCGGACUCUAGUUUCCUCGACCUCCAUAACGUACUAAGGCAAAAGUGUCCCCGGCUGAUUCACAUCGCAAAUGAGGAUGAAUUUCAAGUCAGCCAUCCGUCAUUGAAGUACCACUUCAGACGCCACAUUAGCGAGCGAAGACAGCAUGCAAACAUGGCCUUCUUGUGUGUCAAGUACCUCUCGAAACCCGACUUUGGAUGCAUCGAAUCGAUCAUGUCUCCUCAUCUUUCGACAAAUGAUCCGUUCUAUACGUAUGCGGCAAAAAACUGGGGAGAACACCUCAGCCGCGCGGGGGACGAGAUGGUGAAACUGCUCCCUCUGCUGGGCGAUUUCACCAACUCUGUCAACUAUAGAACCUGGUCAGCGCAUUACUCCUGGAACAUAGCAAUGACACACAGUCGUACCGACCCGAUAGACGACACCUUCGUCCCUCCCGUUUUCACGUUCAUCCAUGCUGAUAUUGGUCAUCUUACUCACGAAAUCCAAUGGGCAGGGAAGGAAGAGGCAUGGUCCUGGAAGAAUGAGCUUCUGAGGCAGGCGUGGCGUUACUUGUACAAACGAAAAGCAAGUCCCACCAUCUCCAGGAUUAUUGAAUAUUGGCGGCCCGAGUCCUGCUUUUUGGUACACAAUUCCUAUGGCCAUACCCCUCUCAUGCACGCAGCAGGUUCGUCAGAAGGGCAACCUGAGAUGCUCGAAUACUUCCUCAAGCGGUCAAAAGACGUCAACGAGCGAGGCUCGGUAAACGGGGGAACUGCCUUGAUGAUUCUGUGCACACAACUGGAAACGCGAGAUGAAGAACUCAUGAAACGCUUGGUCAAAUCGCUCCUUGAUGCCGGCGCCAAUCCAAACAUCUCGGAUACCGUGGGCGAAACUCCCUUGCUCGUGCCUUGCUGCAGAGGAAACGCCACGAUGGUCGAGAUGCUUCUCCGAGCGGGAGCCAGGCCUGACAUGUUGAGCCUCCGCGGCAUGCAUCCCCUCCACGAGGCGAUUAUGAAGCACCACAACCAAGUCGCCAAGCUCUUGAUUGAAUAUGGAGUCGACCUGAGCUUGCAUUUCCCAUGGCCGAAUCUGCAGUUACCGUUAACAGCGGCCAUCACGGUACAGAACCUUGAGGUGUUUAUGCUCCUCCUCGACAGAGUUGAAGAUGUCAACCAGCUUGACGGAAUGGGGUACGCUGCGAUUCACAUGUUGACAAGCCCGUUGUGUAUUGAUUGGCUACCGCAUCUCUUGAAAAGGCCUGAUGUCGAUCUGGAGCUUCUCUCGAAUGGCAUUUCAUUUGAUGGAACGAAGUUCAUCCGUCGGACUCCGCUAAGUUUUGCCAUCAUUGACGAUAACUUCAAGGCGGUGGAGCUACUGUUGGAAGCGGGUGCAAGCCCUUGCCAUCACGCGGGAUCACUUGAUGAGACGCCCCUUUUUAUCGCAGUCGCGCGGGCAAGAACAACAACAAAUAAGGACAGCUCCAGUCCUGAAGAGAGUGAGAUUGACAUCAGCACGGGCAACACCGAUAUAGUCGAGCUGCUCCUCGCUUACCAAUCUCCCAUUAAUACGUUGAAUCGCAAGUCGAAGAAGUACGCCAAGUCCCCGUUGAUGGUGGCCGUAGAUUACAAGGAUAUAAACAUGGUGGAACUUCUUUUGCGACACGGAGCGGACCCGACGCUCGAAGAAGCCUACGGCCUACCGGGUCCGCUUGAUGCCGCCAUGCUAGAUGAAGAAGAAAUCGCCAUCAGGAUGAUCAAAGUCUUACUAGGCAAUCGCUUGCCCCCGACCAUCAACUACGUACCAGACAACACUGACUAUCAGCACAUUCUCAUCCAAGCGAGCGAUAUGAAGCCAGAGGUCGUCCGGCUGCUGCUCGACCACGGCGCCGACACGAAGCGUUUCUUAUCCUAUAUUCCGGGAUGCUCCACAACCCCCCUUUAUCGGGCCGUGGAAGAAGUCAACAUUGAAACUUGUAAAGUCUUCAUCGAGCACGAGCCAGCCCUGGUGAACUACCAAUCCGAACAAGGGCUCGUUUACGAGACGCCUCUUCAUGUCGCUGCUAGAGACGGGCUCAUUGAUAUCGUGCGAUGUCUCCUCGACGCCGGGGCCCAGCCAGGCCGAGCUUCGUAUCAUUGGCAGGAAACGCCGCUCUGGGCAGCCUGCGAGACAGGCAGGCUAGAAGCCGCGCAACUGCUAUAUGAGGUGUCGCCAGAGACACUCCACACACCGUCCUACGACGGCAAAACCCCCCUCAUGGUAGCCUGCGAAGAUGGAAACCUCCAGCUGGUCCAAUUCCUCCUCGAAAAGGGCGCGGAUAUUACAGCACGAUGCUCAAUGGGAACAUCAUGCGUCGGGGGCACGGUUUCUGAAGACAACGGCGCGGCGUACAAGAUCAUUGACCUGCUGAUUCAACACGGGCUCGGCAUUGACGAUGUCGUCGGCUCAGCCGGCUUCACGGUGCUUGGCGAAGCUUGCAGAAGCGGAGACGUCCCGACCGUUCGGUUCUUGCUCGACAAGGGUGCGGAUCCGGCAAAGGGGCAGAAGUGGCCCGGAGACUCCUCCACCACUUGGAUGUCUGCGCUGCGGGUUACCGUGCUGAGUGAGUAUGUCAACGUGCUCGAGGUGCUACUUGAACAUCCUCAAUUGGCGUCUUUUAUCGAGAACGUUGACUACUACGGCCAUAAUGUGCUGCACAUUGACGCAGUAUGUCAACGUGAGAAAGCUUCCGAAAUGGCCACGCAAAUCUACUUUGCGUGCGAGAAGUUGAGAGAAGAGACUGGAGUCGACCAUUUCCAACGGAUGCUCGUGGUAAGGAACUGCGAUUUGCAUACGCCUCUGGAUAUGGCUCUCGAUCUGCCACACAAGGGCUUGAGCUGUGAGGCGACUGCAAAUAUUGACAGUAUCAUUAGGCGGUAUGUUUCCGAUCUGACAUCGGUUGAUCAUCGGACGGUUUCCCAGCACAAAAGUCUUAUGAGAGAUCUCUCCGUUUUCCUCCUGAAGAGACGGAAAUAUGACGAAGAAGCUGUGCGUUUGCUACAGACGUUGAUCGUUGAUCUGUGGGUCACGAGAGAAGACGGGCAGUGCGUUGAGACAGUGUUCUGCAUGCUCAGCUGUGAUCUCUGCGAUGAAGAUGAGCAGGAGCAGAUUUCAUUUUGCCGGCUCUGCGGCCUAGGAGUCGGCAAAAAUUGCGUCGAUAAGGCGAGGUUACAGCACGAGCUGGUCAAUGUCCCCAUCAUCAAAGACCGCAACGUCAUCGACCUAAAUUCUGAACCCAUCAACGAGGUCCUGGACCUUUUGAAAAACGAUUUUCUCGUCACUGAGAAAACCCGAGCCGCAGAGACAUCUCUCAUUUCGUCUUUCCAGGUGGACCCAGAGUCGGAAGAUACAACUCUUUUGCUCGCUUCACUCCACGCGUUUGGAUAUCUAGAGUUCAGACGCCGGGCUUGGAGUCCGUACUUGCCUCUAGCUCCUGUGAUGUACAAGCGAAUACAGCGUUGGGAGCCGAUGUUCACGGAACCGAGGCGAGCCUUUGAGGAGUGGAUAUGGGAUCUUGAGACGCUGCCUUUCAGGUUGCAGAGCGAGUUGAACUACUUUCUUGAGUCUGGGAGGAGGAUGGCAUACAAAGAUGAAAAGUUGACGAGGCUGGAGCAGAUUCUGAGCGAUGUCGGGCGGCUAUAUCCGCAACGCGAGGUUCCAGAUGGUGGUGGUUCAGACUUUGAAGUUGUCGACUAG